AUGGUCAACGAGGCCCGGGUACUGGCUGCAAUGCUGCCCGGAAUGACAGAGCGCGAGAUGGCGCGGACGGCGCGCAUGUUCCGGAACCUGGGGAUGGUAAUGGAGAGGCGGCUUGCGGAAGUGCGGAAGGAGCGCGAGGCUCGCGAGGCCACGGAGAGACGGCUUGCGGAAGUGCAGAAGGAGCGCGAGACUCGCGAAGCCGAAGCGGUGGCCCUAUGUUGUGCUAUUGAGGAACAUGGGGAGCAGAGGCUGACCUGCUGGUACCCUAACUGGGAGGAUCAUCACCAAAAGCACUCCAACAAAUUUGGCCAGGCAGAUGAUAAGGCCUCCCGAACGUUCGUGGCUGUCCAAGGCGACCCAGGCACACCUGUUGGGCUUGCAGCGCGUUGGAUGGGCGAGACUGACAUUGCCCUAGCCAAGCUCAACGACGGGGUCAUUUUCGAGAAUAACUUCAAGGAGAUGGUCUUCUCGGCGAAAACAUCUAUCCACUCUGACGACCAGUGGAUGGCUGAUUCGUUCAUCAUUGAUUCAGCUCUGGCAUGCGUCUACCUAUUAUCCCAAAGGCUACGUUGGAGAUACCUAUCAAGGGUUUGCAAGGUCUCUGGGGAGAUUCUCAGGGGAAUUAUCCGGCAGUACUGA
Messenger RNA from Phialemonium atrogriseum, 639 nucleotides. RefSeq lists its product as uncharacterized. The record is from RefSeq and is a predicted model, not a curated record. The transcript has 4 exons. NCBI's taxonomy places the organism in Eukaryota, Fungi, Ascomycota, Sordariomycetes, Cephalothecales, Cephalothecaceae. The coding region runs from base 1 to 639 and encodes 212 amino acids.